This is a messenger RNA of Cyphomyrmex costatus, 1150 nucleotides long. It is a transcript of the gene TwdlT, whose product is annotated as TweedleT. Bases 39 to 863 code for a protein of 274 amino acids. Gene Ontology annotation, biological process: chitin-based cuticle development. Gene Ontology annotation, molecular function: structural constituent of chitin-based larval cuticle. The record is from RefSeq and is a predicted model, not a curated record. NCBI's taxonomy places the organism in Eukaryota, Metazoa, Arthropoda, Insecta, Hymenoptera, Formicidae. The transcript is spliced from 3 exons. Gene Ontology annotation, cellular component: chitin-based extracellular matrix.
CAGAGCAUCAGUCCUCAAAUCAAGGAACAGCAGCAACCAUGAGGGCAUUCAUGAUCCUGGCGCUCGUCGCGACGGCGAUGGCGCGGCCGGAAGCUGGAUACUCCUACAGCCAGCCAAGUAGUAGCUACGGCGCUCCAAGCAUCGGCGGUGGUGUUGGUGCUGGUGGUGGUAUUGGUGGUAUCUUUGGUCAGCCUUCUGGGGCUUUUGGUGGUGCUGGUGGUGCAGGUCUCGGCGGUGGCAUCAGCGCUGACGAAGGUAUCCUCGGCGUGAGCGGUGCUCAAGCAUUCGGCAGAGGUGGUGGCGGCGGAGUUAGCCUUGCCGGCAGCGUCGGCGCUGGAGGAGGUAUCUCUGGUGUAUUCGGCGGAGGCGGCGGCGGUGGAGCGCUCAUUCAAAAACACAUCUACGUUCACGUACCACCCCCAGAGGCUCCCGAGGAAAGAAGGGUUGCGCUUUCUGGAGCUUAUAAUCCGCCACAAAAGCACUAUAAGAUCAUCUUCAUCAAGGCACCUACUCCACCAACCCCGACCGCCCCGGUGAUCCCGGCGAUACAGCAAGACGAGCAGAAAACGCUCAUUUACGUCUUGGUCAAGAAACCCGAGGAAGCGCCCGAGAUCAGCCUGCCCACCAUCACACCCACUCAGCCCAGCAAACCGGAAGUCUACUUUAUCAAAUACAAGACUCAGAAAGAAGUUACGGGUGGUGGUGGUGGUGGUGGUGGCAUCGGCAUUGGCGGUCACGGUGGAAUUGGCGGUCACGGUGGAAUUGGCGGCACCGGUGGAAUUGGCGGCAUCGGUAUCGGUGGCACCGGACCAAGUGGACCCAGCACGAGUUACGGGGCACCCGGUGGAUCCGGGCCAUACUAGUCAAUUCACCGCUACCCCCGUCGCGGCCCCUCCGUCCUACCCUCCCGUUCACCAACACACACGCACACACCGCUCACAUACCUCUAACAUAAUCAGCGACGAUGAUACUUGCCGUAUUGACGUAUCGCUGGGUUAUAUGCGCGAUCGCCGAGAGAAGACGACAACGAUGACAAAGUUGAAGACGGCGAUGAUGAUGACGAUGUUGAAUACGAUAACGACGACGACGACGAUGAUGAUGAAGACGAUGAUGAGAAGAACAAUGAUGAUAUCGAUCAUAACGACGACUA